This is a messenger RNA of Diceros bicornis minor, 3065 nucleotides long. RefSeq lists its product as uncharacterized. NCBI's taxonomy places the organism in Eukaryota, Metazoa, Chordata, Mammalia, Perissodactyla, Rhinocerotidae. The record is from RefSeq and is a predicted model, not a curated record. Bases 60 to 2882 code for a protein of 940 amino acids. The transcript has 12 exons.
ACAGCAGUGCUCUUAUUUUCUUCCAGCCAGGAGUGCCGGGCCUGGGGGUGCUCUGCAGCAUGUCAGUGCGCUCCAGGGAGUGGGAGGACGAGGACAGGGCCAGCAUGGGGCCCAUGGUCUCCACGGGCAGCUUUUACCAGUCCGGGAGCGAGGGUGGCGUGGAGCAGCACCUGAAGGCCAGAGAGCAGGCGUCAGGUUCUGGCCACCAGUGCAGCGGCGUCGAGUCCUCAGACGGGCCUGCCAGCACUGUCGACUCUGACGUGCCCCGGGUCAUCCCCUGGCAUUUCAGCAUCUCCCUGGCCUUCCCGGUGAAUGUCGGUGAUAAAGGAAAAUGUACAAGUUUGAUUGAAAAACGUAAGAAAUGCCCUAAAACGGGCAAACCUGCUGCAAAGCUUCGCCGUUUCUACCACAUUGAGUAUUUUCUUCUGCCGCAUGAUGGAGAGCCUAAAAAAGUUGACAUUGUGCUGUUUCCAGCGGUGGCCAAAGUGUUCCUGGAUUCAGAAGUAAAGACCGUGAGGCCGUGGCAUGAAGGAGACAAAGUCUGGGUGUCAUGGACCCAGACUUUUAACAUCAACAUGACAAAGGAGUUACUAAAGAAAAUAAAUUUUCACAGAAUAACUUUGAGGCUCUGGGACACUAAGGAGAAGAUUUUGAAAAAAAUUAGGAAGUAUCGAUCAGAGACUUUUGGGUUUUCGGAAGAUGCAGGAGCUCUUGAGGAAGUGAGAGAUGUGCUUCUGAGGCAGAGGAGGUUAUUUGAACAGGGCAGGCACAAAGAGAAGUGGAAUGAGGAGUCUUUGCAUGCAGGGCCUGAGGCUUUUUCCAAGAACGCUGAAGGAUUUCCAAAGCUGGUCAGAACGGAGGAUCUUGCCACAGUUGGAUGGAGUACUUCAAGAGCACAAGGCAUUUCUUUUGGAGGGGAAAAGGAGAUGGAGAGGAAGGAAUUAACUGAGAGAUCAUCGUUUAGCAGCUUACCAAACAUAUUAGAAAAGCUAACAUUUCAAGUUAAACAGGAAAAAUCAGAGGGGAGAAAGAAAAGCCAGAAAGGAAGGAACAAGUCUCAAGCAGAAGAGGAAACUGAUCCCAUGCUGGCAGGCCAUGGGAAGCAAUGCACCUUCUCCAUCCAACUGGUGCUGACGCCGCUCCUCGCAGGAUGUGAAACUGUUGUGAGUCGUGGCAGUGGGAUGUCUGCCAACAUCUUAGACUGUCUUUUGACUUUGAAAACAGAAGUUCCUCUCAUGACUGAGGAGCAAAAGCGGGACUUAAACCCUCUGACCAUAAAGAUCAAGUGUGUCUCCUGCCUUCCGUCACAACCUCUGCCCAUCCAUGAACUAGAGAGGCUGUGCACACCUGUGUACUGCAAGUACCAGUUCCAUAAGACUCCGGUUCACAAGACUGAGGGGCAGCCCCAUGGGGUCCGUAUCUACUUUGAGGACAUCAAUGUCAUCUUCCUUGGGCUGAUGCACCCCAGUGACCUGAGGGAAUACCUGGAGGGCCCCCCCAUGGUGGUGGAAGUCCACGACCGGGACCGCAAGUCAGAGGAGUAUUCCCAGAAACCCACCCUGUUUGGGGAGGACCCCCUGGAUUCAUACCUCAACUUCCAGGCCCUCUUCUCUCCCAAAGAGACAGAAUCACAAAACAAGAUGUGGGACCCUUAUGGGGUUGCCCACGUCAGUUUUGCCGACCUCCUUCUCGGCCACAAGUUCUUGAACCUGGCGGUCCCCAUCCAAAACUGCAAGCCUAAGCCCGCAGACUGUGGCCCGGACAGCAGGAGCAGGAAGGUGGUGGGGUUUAGGGUUCCCACAGACGGCCUCCAGCGUGGCCCAAUGCCCAUGGGCAACUACCUAGAGGCCAACUCCACACUCAAGCUGCGAGUGGACAUCGCAGUGCCACUGCAGGCUGGGGCUGAAGCCCCCAAUCCAGACCUCACAGGCACCCGGUUUGGUCGCAUGAUUUUCAUGUUUGGCUCCAGGGAGAUCCUCCUACACAGCCUCCUGCAGGACAUCACCAUGAUCAACGCCAAGGCCCUUGAUCUGGACUCCUACCCUAUUGAAAACAUCCAGCAGAUCCUGUCAGGCUUUAAGAUGUGGGUGAAGAUCCAGGAAAGGGAGGACCUGGAUGUGCUCACGGGCUUCCAUCUGCUGGAUGGGAAGAUCCACCUCCUCGUUCUGGAAGGCUUGGCUGACCAAGGCUUGAAGUGUCUAUGGGAGCGCCACGAAAGCCAGAUUUCCGAAUUAGACCACGGGAAGUGCAAGGUGCUCUACAACUCCCAGCUGCUGUUUCGCCACCGCCUCUAUGCAGACCUGGAGACCAUCCUGUACCGCGUGCACCUUUCCGAGACCCUGUCGUGGCUCAUGAAACAGCCGUCACUCUACAUCCACGACGCUGUGCCAUGGGACGCCUUCCAGGCCCUGAGCAGGAUCCACUGGAUCUGCUAUUACAGCACCAGUCUCAGGGAGGUGAUCACGGGAGACCUGCUGCCUUCCUCUGACAUGAUCAAAGCCUUGAGCCAAGAGUUUGGGUUGCCUGUUUCAUGGGAACAACUCAGAGGUGCCAAACUGUUGGCUAUGCCGCCUCAUCCCGCCCCCAAUCUCGAGGAUUUACAAAGUUGGGGUUCCACCCUCCCUAAUGAGAUCCGUGCCCACCAGGAGAAGUACCCGCAGUGGCAGAACACCAGGCUGCUGAAGAAGAGAGGCCAGAAGCACAGCCUGAUCCAGGAGCGGAGGGAAGACGCACCAGCUGCCAACGCGCUGAAGCCUGGGCUGGAUCGAGAGAGGUGGAGCUGGGACCGGCGCCACCAGGACUUCGAUCUCUGUAGGAAGCCACCGCCUCUCCCCAAGCUGCUCCCUUCUCUGUCACCGAAGCCUGUAACAGGUAACAGAUGAGACCUUUACAAAGCUGUGCCUCCUGAGGCUGUCAGCAGGCAGGAAGUUGGCCACUUGGUAUCUUCAGCAGUAGCUGUUUUGUUCUAGAUGUCCAAACUUUCCGUGACAGGAAGUCAAGAUUCAGAAUGUGCCUGGUAUAACAGAUUGCAGGCUGGGCUGGAACCUAGGAGACCCGAUUCUAGU